AUGACACUCGUCGAGGAUAUUGAAAUCAUUCAUUCAAAAAAGAAAGCAUAUCCCGCAGCCUGCACUAGUCAUACUAACUCGACGCAACAUGAAAAAGAUAUCGGAUCCAUUGACGCGAAACCCAGUGAAAGUUACACGGCCUCGCGUAAAGCAGAUACCACGGCCCAGCCACUUGCAGUGACUAAAGAUGAUAUCUGCCAUGGAUGUUGCCGGAGACUUCCCCGAAUCAUCGAGAGCAGCUCGAAACAGAGUGGGGCGUGGCGAAUCCGUUCGCGUCCUGGAAAUCCAAACGCGAGAGACGCCGCCGCUGGAAGUGCCCCGAGACCGGACCACUCCCUCAUCCUUACGGGAGAACGAGAGUUUGGGCUUCUGAGAAUCAUAUUAUCAUAG
Messenger RNA from Aspergillus puulaauensis, 390 nucleotides. RefSeq lists its product as uncharacterized. Bases 1 to 390 code for a protein of 129 amino acids. Lineage: Eukaryota; Fungi; Ascomycota; Eurotiomycetes; Eurotiales; Aspergillaceae. The transcript has a single exon. The record is from RefSeq and is a predicted model, not a curated record.